UCGUUAGUGCCAAGCCACGGCACUCGACCCUCUCGGGCUGUGGUCUGAUUCACAAGGCACACACGCGCGCAGCCGCAGUUGGCUCCGACGUGGCACAAGAGCGGGCGGCAUCUUCUGAGUCUUAGGCCGCCAUGCCGCCCACCACCCAUGCGUGGACGCUGGUCGUGGCAGCAGUGAUCGGCGUGGGCGUGACACCCGUGAGAGGAGGCGUGGCGCACGACCUACGUUACUCUAGGGCACAGCUGCAUCUCGCGGACGGAGGGAACCAGGCAUGGGUCGAGUCGACUAAGGAAGGCGCAGACGGGAUAGAGUACUCAAGAUGGCCAAGCCACCCGACGGACGAGACUCUGGGGGGGCAGCCCUCCUUCCGGCGCCACGUGUACCGCACCCACGUCGUGGUCGGCGACGGAGACUCCGGCGUGCAGGAGGCAGAGCGGCGCCAUUACUCUGCCGGAGGAACUCGCUACCAGACCUCGCACCAGUGGCAGUUUUCGUCGGACGACGGACAACGACCGGAAGACAUCCCGGGCAGCUCCUCGGCCAGUGAGCAUACAAGUGUCUUCACGCGAGUGGGGGGGCGGACGAAUCUGAGGAUGCAGUCUGACGAGGGAGAGUCCUCUGACCAGGAGGGUAUCCCAAGAGACAGACCAAGAUUUCGGCGGCCUCAUCCGGGAAGGAAUCGAACUCGGCUGAGGAUAAGCGGGCGGCGGAGGAGGCCUGGGCUGUCGCCGGGUGGAGACGGCGAGGCUGACCACGAAACUACCGAGGACAUUCAUGUAGAGUCCGAAACACAUCAAGAAGGCGAGACUGAUCUACAUACGACACACCGGCAGAGUUUUAGCUCGAGUGAUCUUCCGUAUGUUGAUCCAGAAGGUCAAACUGAUGAAGAAAUCCACAGAGGAGCAAUAGACAGGACUAUAAUUAGAACUUCAGUACAUCACGGUAGUAGCUCCUCUCUCCAUACAGAUGUAGAUGAAACACGGAGAGAACAUUCCACUGACGGGGGAUCAGAUUACCAUGUAGAGUAUUCCAGAACGGCGUCCCCGUAUGAGGUCGAUGGCACUGCCAAUGCUUCUGAUCAGGGCGAUGCAGGAGACACUUAUGAAGAUGAGGAGGAUUAUGAAGAAGAGGAAGAUUAUGAUGACUAUGAAGACGAGGAAGAUUACGAAGAAGAAAAUUAUGCAGACGAGGAGGAAAAUUAUGCAGACGAGGAGGAAAAUUAUGCAGACGAGGAGGAAAAUUAUGCAGACGAGGAGGAAAAUUAUGCAGACGAGGAGGAACAUUAUGCAGAUCAUGAAGAGGAGCGACGUCAUCAGAGCGAAGGACAUGAAGAAAAAUACACCUAUACCGCUGACCACAAUGCGGAAGGACAUUCUAAUUCCGAAAACCAACACGGAGACGUUUCUCUUCACACUAGCGUUGACGAAAGCCGAGAUGAGACAGAGCAUUCUGUUCCCAGAGACCGUGCAGGUGCCAGAGGCCGCCCAGGUUUCAGAGGCCGUCCUGGUUUCAGAGGGCGUGCCGGGGCGAGGAACCAAACUGGUAUAAGAGGUCAGGCUGGGGGCAGAGGUCAAGGUGGUGGCAGAGGUCAAGGUGGUGGCAGAGGUCAAGGUGGUGGCAGAGGUCAAGGUGAUGGCAGAGGUCAAGGUGGUGGCAGAGGUCCAUUUGGUGGCAGAGGCCCGCCUGGUGGCAGAGGCCCGCCUGGUAACAGAGAACAAGGCGGUGGCAGAGGCCCGCCUGGUGGCAGAGAACAAGGCGGUGGCAGAGGCCGUUUCGGUGGCAGAUUCCGUCCUGGAGCUUUUAACCGUACUGGUUUGGCUGGUGGCAGAGGUCAAGGUGGUGAAAGAGGCAGUGGCAGAUUCGGUGGCAGAUUCCGCCCGGGAGGAAGAGGUCGUCCCGGCGGCGUUAACCGAACUGUUGUCAUGGACCGCACGGGUGGCAGACGCCGUUUUGGUGGCAGAGGUCGGGGCGGAUUCAGAAAUCACACACGGGAGCAAGGCGGGUCAGAAGAUGAUCAUUCCACGGCCAGAGGGGAAGGUGGGGAGGAUUAUGACACACGAACUGACACUGGAGAGGACUAUGACACGAGAGACCAGUACGAUACAAGGGAAGAAGAAGCAGAAACUGAAACUAGGGAUCCAUAUGACACAAGAGAUCCAUAUGAAACAAGCGAUGCAUAUGACACAACAGAAUCAUAUGAUGCAGGAGGAGAACAUGACACCAGGGAUCCCUAUGACACUAGGCCAGAGCAUGAGACAAGGGAUCCAUAUGACACUGGAGAUCCUUAUGACACAAGAGAUCCUUAUGACACAAGAGAUCCUUAUGACACAAGAGAUCCUUAUGACACAACGGAUGCAUAUGACACUGAAGAUGAAGAAACAGGGGAUCCAUACGACACAAGAGAUCCUUAUGACACAACGGAUGCAUAUGACACUGAAGAUGAAGAAACAAGGGAUCCAUACGACACAAGAGAUCCUUAUGACACAACGGAUGCAUAUGACACUGAAGAUGAAGAAACAGGGGAUCCAUACGACACAAGAGAUCCUUAUGACACAACGGAUGCAUAUGACACUGAAGAUGAAGAAACGGAUCCUUACGACACAACAGAUCCAUAUGACACAACGGAUGCAUAUGACACUGAAGAUGAAGAAACGGAUCCUUACGAUACAACAGAUCCAUAUGACACUGAAGAUGAAGAAACGAGUGACCCAUAUGAUUCGAGAGAUCCUUAUGACACAAGGGAUCCGUAUGACACUAGAGAGGAAGAAAGGAGGGAUCCAUAUGACACAAGAGAUCCUUAUGACACAGAAGAUCCAUAUGACACAAGAGAGGAAGAAAGAAGGGAUCCAUAUGACACAAGAGAUCCUUAUGACACAAGAGAUCCAUAUGACACUAGAGAUCCUUAUGACACUAGAGAGGAAGAAAGAAGGGAUCCAUAUGACACCAGAGAUCCCUAUAACACAAGGGAUCCUUAUGACACCAGAGAGGAAGAAAGGAGGGAUCCAUAUGACACCAGAGAUCCCUAUGACACAAGGGAUCCAUAUGACACAAGAGAGGAAGAAAGAAGGGAUCCAUAUGACACAAGAGAUCCUUAUGACACAAGGGAUCCAUAUGACACAAGAGAGGAAGAAAGAAGGGAUCCAUAUGACACAAGAGAUCCUUAUGACACAAGAGAUCCUUAUGACACAAGGGAUCCAUAUGACACCAGAGAGGAAGAAAGGAGGGAUCCAUAUGACACCAGAGAGGAAGAAAGGAGGGAUCCAUAUGACACAAGAGAUCCCUAUGACACAAGGGAUCCAUAUGACACCAGAGAGGAAGAAAGGAGGGAUCCAUAUGACACAAGAGAUCCUUAUGACACAAGGGAUCCAUAUGACACCAGAGAGGAAGAAAGGAGGGAUCCAUAUGACACAAGAGACCCUUAUGACACCACGGAUCCUUAUGACACUAGAGAGGAAGAAAGGAGGGAUCCAUAUGACACAAGAGAUCCCUACGACACAAGUGACCCACAUGACACGACGGAUCCAUACGACACGAGUGACCCAUACGACGAGACCAGAUCUAGGGAAAAAACAGACCAUGACACAGCCGAAACGCCUGACACGAGCGGCGAAGCUGGUGCCAGUGACAGCGGCAGAGAUGGCGAUCGCGCUGACGGCAUGGGCCAGGGUCGCCGCCCUCUUGCUCCGGGCGUGGGCGGCGAAGGAGAGAAUAGGGCAACCCUGCCUCUGCUCCCCCCUCGCUGCUGUGGGAGCCAGAUACCCCUUGACCCUAGCAACGCUCUAGCCACGGGCGGAUUCACCAGGGUGUCUGCGGCCGGAUCAGUGCAGGUGAUCGACAUCCCCGGCAAGGACACGGACGCCUUCCCCCCCGCAGCCGUGAGGGACCUGCGCGUUACGUCCGUCUCGGGAGACCGGAUCACGCUCGCUUGGACGGCGCCGGGAGAUGACCUGGAUGCUGGGAAAGUCUCGGGGUACAUCAUGCGCCUCAGUGACAACCGACGAGAUCUGAACGAGAGGAUGUUCGACUACGCCCCCAACGUCACGCUCAUGGAUGUCACUGACGUUCUGAAGGAAGCCAACGUUUUCCAAGACGCCGGGAAGGUGGUCAGCGUCCAACUCGCGAUCCAGAGCAGCGUCGACAGACGUUCCAGAAGAAGCAACCAAUACUUCGUGGCCUUGAGAGCUGUUGAUGACUACGGCAAUAAGAGCCCCGUGUCCAACGUGGCGAGGUUCCGGCUGCCUUCCCGUCGGGGUCCAGGGCGGCCGAUGCACCCCGUCCUCGCCACCCGGACCGAGGACCCGUCGGCGACCGGGCAGCCGCGAGUUCCUUGGGGGCCGAGAGGCAGAGGUCGGGUCGGGAUGGCGAGGACCACGACUCCGGAACCCGAGGAGGAGGCCACCAGCGCCCCGACGUAUGAGGAGGAGGAAGAUCCGAGGGAAGCUGAGACGCCGACGGACCCCUGGCAAACUCAGCCCACCUACCCCGUGGAACCCACUGAACCCACUGAACCCACUUACCCUUACCCAGUAGAACCCACCGAACCUGCUUAUCCCUACCCUAUGGAGCCCACCGAACCCACAUACCCCUACCCCCCAGAGCCCACCGAACCCACUGAGCCCACCGAACCGGAGCCUUUCGACACCGCAGAACCCACAGAGCCCGGACUGGACACCGAAACGACGAUGGUUCCGGACCAAGACGAGUCCAAGAAAGACCGGAAAAAGAAGAAGAAAGACCGAAAGAAAAAUAAGAAAAACAAAAACAAGAAGGGGCAAAAGAAGAAGAAGAAGGACCGCAAAAACCAGGAUCCGGAAGGCACUGACUCGCCGGACAGUGUUUCCAACGAGACGUAUACUUACAAGGCGGAGGGCUGCGACAUGGACAUCACAGCGCCCCCUGUUAUCAGUCUGUGUGACGCCCGCACCUCCGUCGCCACCGUCAUCGCCUACUUCGAGCAAAUCGAUAACUUCACCCACAUGGAGGAGUUAUGGCAAGUCGUCGGCACGCUCGAGUACCUUGCCAAAGUGGGCGAAGGAGAUCAGGAUUACGUAGAUGUGAAGUCGCCAUAAACAAAUCGCUGUGUCCUGUACAGAUUGAGACUCUACGUUGUAUGAAGAGUUUAUUUACAUUAGAUUUCAUUUCUUUCUAGUUUUUUUUUUUUUUUUUUGUUUUGUUUUGUUUUUUUUUGUGGUUGUCUUUCUUUUAUAUCGCUCGUUGUUUUUUUUUUAUAUACGAAAGCUCGAUUUGUUUACAUUUCAUUACAUUACAUUUAGGUUUUCAUACGCUAUUUUUUUUUCCUUAAUUACAGUUCGAUUUUCUCCUUAUAUCGCAGCUAUGUUUGAGUUUGUAUCAUAUUACAGCUACACUUGUUUAUUUUUCUUCAGUUACAGCUAUAUUUCUUUGAUUUUCAUCUCUGUCUAUAUAGCAAACGGUGUUCGAUAUGAUAUAGACGGGAGAGAAGUAAGCAUUAUAUAUAUACAGUAUCUGUCCUGAGUUGACACCAACUUUUAAAAUCAAAAUAUACGGAGGUUUUAUAAUUAUCAUUAUGUUUAGUGAUAUUUCAUAGACUUAUACGGCGAAUCGCAAUUGCAAAACCCACUUAUUAAAGACAAAAAAAAUAAUUUAAGAAACAGAUAUUGUUAAAAAUAAUAAAAUCAUAAAAAGGUCA
Penaeus indicus is the source of this 5668-nucleotide messenger RNA. Its product is annotated as repetin-like. The record is from RefSeq and is a predicted model, not a curated record. Gene Ontology annotation, cellular component: cytoplasm; nucleus. Lineage: Eukaryota; Metazoa; Arthropoda; Malacostraca; Decapoda; Penaeidae. Gene Ontology annotation, molecular function: collagen binding; protein binding. Gene Ontology annotation, biological process: dentinogenesis; odontoblast differentiation. The transcript is spliced from 10 exons. The coding region runs from base 132 to 5069 and encodes 1645 amino acids.